AUGCAAGCUAAACACGCUCCGGUGUCCGUUUUGCUGGUUCUCUUCGUGCUCUCCCUCGUCCUCACGCUCGUGCCGCAGCCGCAGAAAUCAUUCUUCCGGACUCGGCCACGGCCGCUUCUGAUCGACAUUGCGUCCGGUGGUUGUGACUACUCCGACGGGACAUGGGUGAAGGACGCCACCACCGGGACGCUCUACGGGGAAGACUGCCCCUUCCUCGAUCCCGGCUUCCGCUGCGAGCGCAACGGCCGGAGCGACUCGUCAUUCCGGCAAUGGCGCUGGCAACCUCACGGCAGCUGCCACCUCCCUAAGUUUAAUGCGACGGAUAUGCUGGAGAGGAGCCGGAACGGCCGAAUCGUGUUCGCCGGCGACUCCAUCGGCCGUAACCAGUGGGAGUCCAUGUUGUGCAUGCUCGCCAGCGCCGUGCCAAAUGGUUCAAGGAUAUACGAGCAGUCCGGGAAGCCCCUCAGCCGGCACAAGGGCUACCUCUCGAUGGUCUUCGUGGACUACAACCUCUCCGUGGAGUACUACCGUGCGCCGAUGCUAGUCAUGGUCGACCGCAUCCCGCCGGUAGCAAUGAAAAAAGGCGCAAGGGUCACCAGGGGUGCCAUCCGGCUCGACACGCUGCCACGGCACGCCACACGCUGGGCCGGCGCUGAUGUGCUCGUCCUCAACACCGGUCACUGGUGGAAUGAGCACAAGACCAUCAAAUCAGGAAAUUAUUUCAUGGUGGGUGAUCGGUUCAACAUGACAAUGGACAUCAAGGAAGCGUUCCGGUUGUCCAUGAAGACGGUGAAAGAUUGGGCACUAAGCAACCCACGACUCUCUAGGAGCAGAUACAUCUUCUUUAGGAGCUAUUCUCCGUCGCACUACGACAACGGAACGUGGGACACAGGCGGCUCGUGUGCGGACCAAUGGGAUCCUCUUAUGAUGACUACCGGCGAGAGCGACCAAGAGUAUUCAUGGAUCAAUGUGAUGAUCUCAAGCAUGGCACGGAGCAAGAGUAGACAAUGGAUAAACAAUAGGGUGGUGUUCUUGAACAUAACACACAUGACAAGACUGAGACGGGACGGUCAUCCGUCGCGGCACCGAGAGCCCGGGACGCCGCCAGAUGCCCCAGAGGAUUGCAGUCACUGGUGCCUGCCAGGCGUGCCAGACGCAUGGAACCAAGUGAUGUAUGGGCACCUCGUGUCUACGGGAUACGGCAUGAGGUUUACCAAUAGUGAAGAUUAUGUGAGACCACAGAACGUUGGACCCACCACCACUUAUCCACGUCAGCGUGGGACAUAUCCAACUGACCGUGCUGGACCCACCUCACCGAAGCUAGACCCACCUGUCAGCGCGGGACCCACCUCACCGCAGCUAGACCCACCACUUAUCCAUGUCAGCGUGGGACCGACCUCACCGCAGCUAUGCCAGAACAACGCCAGUGCCCGGUCGCUCACCCCCGUGCAAUUUCUUCCCCCUUCCCCUAUCUUCCUCUUCUCCGACGACGAAGCGCGGCAACGAGAGAGAGAUGUCUACCUCCUCCUCCGCCUCGCAGUCAAGAUGAUCCUCAAGAAAUGUGACCAUUUUGAGUGGAUGGAUGCGUAUAUUGAGAGGCUUCAGUUUGAGGGCUACAUUGAUUUGAAUGGGGUGGCAACCUGGGAGCUCAAUUUGGGCUUGCCGCCGAAUGAUGUGGAGAAUUGGGGGGACAGAGCCGUGACGACGACGAGGAAUGCACGCAAUGCUGAAGCAGAUCAAGAAACAUCUCAAACAGAUGGUCGAUUUGCAGAAUCAAGCAAAUACAAUGGCAGAAGUUAUUCAGUUAACGGGCAAGCCGAUAAAAAUUCAGCUCAUGUUAAAAAAACUCAAUGGGCUACCCAAUAG
Messenger RNA from Hordeum vulgare subsp. vulgare (domesticated barley), 1866 nucleotides. RefSeq names its product protein trichome birefringence-like 9. Gene Ontology annotation, molecular function: O-acetyltransferase activity. Gene Ontology annotation, cellular component: Golgi apparatus. The transcript is spliced from 7 exons. Bases 1 to 1866 code for a protein of 621 amino acids. Lineage: Eukaryota; Viridiplantae; Streptophyta; Magnoliopsida; Poales; Poaceae. The record is from RefSeq and is a predicted model, not a curated record.